Effrenium voratum is the source of this 2202-nucleotide messenger RNA. Lineage: Eukaryota; Dinophyceae; Suessiales; Symbiodiniaceae. The record is from the annotation of a GenBank genome assembly.
GAUUUGUUUGCAGCGCAUGGCGGGGGCGAUCGUCAGCCAAUGGCGUUGCCCUUGCCGGAGCAAAGGCUGGAAGCAGGAAGCUUUGCUGACACAGAUGUCCCACUUCCUGAGGGACAGGACCGUGGGACUGGAAUCUCAAGCUCCUCUCGCCCAUGUGCGCAAGAGAGGUCUGCACCUCCGCGCACGCCGGGCUUCAGGCUGGGCUCCGUGAUACCUCUCCGUGGAGCAGACAGCUUGCGCCGUGAGCUGUUGACCUUCUACGAUAAGCACGACGAUGCGUUUGCAGACCUGAUCAUCCAUCUCAAUGAAGGCGCUGUCUUUGCCAACGCUGCGAUCGUUGAAGCCAGAAUGCCGGCCCUUCUUUUGUCUGCAGAGGCGUUGGGUGAAGCGGACCCUGCAUUGGUGCUGGAUGACCGCAACAGGAGAUCCGGCCUGCGGCAUGUUCGGCUUUGCGGGCUGUCGCGGGCGACGCUUCACCUUCUGUUGCGAUGGGCCUACGCUGAGGCUGUGCCCUCCUUUGGCGAAGGAGAGGACACUGUGAGCCUGGAUGUUGCCUUUGACUUGCUGGAAGCCUGUCGCAAGUUCGAGGUCGAGCGUUUGGCCACGUUGCUGCGGGAGACGUUGCUGGAGUCUUUGGACUUGCCCCGCUUUGCCUCAGUACUGCGGGAGAGCCACUUGCGGCAUCUGCCAGGCUUGAAGCAGGGCUGCAUGCGCUUUGCGCUGCACAACUUUGACCAGCUGGUUGAGCGUCCGGAGCUGUUCGUGAAAGACCUGUCAGAGCUUCCGGAGGUGGUCUCUGACCUUUUUCGCCUUGGCCGGGUUUGGAAGGAUGCAGAAACCAGCGCCCAGCCCUCGCGACCUGCCCCGGCAGUGCCCAGCACGUUGGUCAGCGACCUGAGCAGAUUGUUUGACGCAGCGCGCGAAGAAGAGCGGGAUGCUGAGGAGUCGAGGGGCCGGGAGAAGCGAUUGGCGCCAGACUGCCGCGUGGUGCUGGGGGAGGACAUGUACUUGGCUCACUCGGCCAUUUUGGCCGCGCGAUCUGACUUCUUCAAGGCUGCAUUUUCUUCCGAAAUGCUGGAGCGAAGCUCCUUGAUGGUUACCUUGCACCACUGCAAUGACCGCCCGCGUCGUGAAAGCAUGCUUGCCCUGCUCUACUUUCUGUACACAGGAAAGACGAGCAAGAUCAAUGACUCGAAUGCCCUGGAUGUGCUUUCGCUUCUGGGUGCUGAAGGGGACGCUGGUGGCUAUCUUCAGAUGCAUGACGGCCAAACGCUGCGGUGUGCCUGCGAGGCAGCGGCCAAGCAUGCGGCCGGCGAAGAUGAGGAUGGCUUCAUCAACCUUUUGCUGGAGGCGGACGAGUUGGGCGCGACACGCCUGAAAAAGUGGGCGAUCCGCAUGACCGUGCACCAUUUCAAGGACUUGGCACGAAGGGGCGAUCUGGCUGUUCUGCCUGCAGAGCUGCUCAAGGAGGUCUUUCAGGAAGUGGCGAUCGUGUAUGAUAGGGUACUGCCCUCAGCUGCCAAGGGCAUGCGCUGGGAGCUUACAUUGCUACCAAAGCCGGAGAAGUGCUUGGAGAACACGGCGGAGGCGCUGACUUCUCCAGACCUCUCUAGCAGCGCAGGCGCCUGUGGCACCUCUGGCUGCUUUCGGGCAGCCUUGGUUGCUACUUUUGAGCAGCCGGUUCGGGUGCGCCGCAUUCGCGUGGGCGUGGACCUCGCCAAGGGGGACUUUGACGCAGCAACGGCUAACGAUGCCAAGCUUCAGUACCUGAACACGACAGGCGUUUGGCAGGACGGAAAUGUGAGAGUGGUCAUUGGUGACCGCUUGGUGCGGGAUAUCGAGCUUCCGGAGGAACUGGUCGCUCCAGCUUUCCGGCUGGUGCGUCAUCAGCGGAUUGCGUUGGGACUGCUGGUCUUCGAAUAGGGGCUGCUGCUUCAAUGUGAUCAUGGUCCAUUUCGAGGCACCUGCCAGGAGACAUCAGUCUGGCUCAUCCUGACCCUGUGACAGCACGGAUCCUUGACAGAGUUUUCUGCCCGUUGCAAAAAUGCGCUGCUGCCUGCUUCCUGGUACUCUGACUUUAUAAGGCCGGGAGAAGUACGGACUUGAUGCAGUGCGAAGCUUGUGAGCAAUGUCAUUCUCUUGGGAGCGUGUAGUGUCUGGUGAGAAUACAAUUAGCUUGCUUUUUUUAUGCGGUGCCAGAGG